Molecule: messenger RNA, 1015 nt
Organism: Fomitopsis serialis
Lineage: Eukaryota; Fungi; Basidiomycota; Agaricomycetes; Polyporales; Fomitopsidaceae
Exons: 3
Coding region: 184-888 (234 amino acids)
Source: RefSeq, a predicted model, not a curated record
GGGUCGCUGUCUCUGGCUGCCCUCUUCCCCAUUGUCCCCCUCCAACGCGCCCUGGCCAAUGUCACACCUUUCCCUCUAAUAUCUCCCCAUAUAACUGCAACGAUCUCUUCCUCUGUAUCCUUAGCCCCCGCACCGCUUCAUCGCCUGUACGACCCGCCUCGUCGCCCUGCCGCCGUCUUAGUCAUGGCCACCCCCAUCGUCUCGCCCCAGCCGCGUCCCGCCUUCAACCCGCGGCUGCUCUCCUCAUCGCGUCGACCAGCAACCCCGUCUGCCCAUCCGCAACAGAACGUGCGCGCUCUUCCGCAACGGCGUCUCUUCAGCCCUCCUCGACUCUCGACUCCCCUUGAUCUCUUCGAUCCCCGCGCCAACAAGUCUCCGGUGUCCAAAUCGACACCGUCAUGUAGCGCGACCGCGAAGAGACGUCGGAACAUCACAUUCAACACCGUCCGCUCUCCUCGACGCCGCCAUUGCAUGCGGACCGAGUGCCCGAUGUCUCCCCUACCAGGGCCUGCCUUCUUCGACCACAUCCCAUGGAUCUCGCAGCUCGAGAAGACGCCUACGCUACCCAUGGACAUCGCGGACCUCCCCGUGCCAGAGAGCGACUGUAUGCGCACAACACCGCCGUGCACCGGUCCUGUGCGCACGCGCAGGACAUCGUUGCGGUCGAACCCUCUUGGGCACUCGCCCAACAGGUCUCCUGACUACGCACCUCCUGACCUACACGAGCUGCCCCUAUACGCGUUGCUACCUCCCGAUCGAUUGCCGUCAACGCCCCGCACACCCGUCCGGGCGGCCUUCGAUCCAUCCGAUGUUCGCUUCUGUGGUCUCCACCCUACCCUCGACCAAUACGACGACAGCUGGCGACCAUCUCACGCGCUUUCUCCGUGAACAUCCGGACGAUUCGAUUAACGUCGCGACGCUUUCCACACUACCGCUUAAUUCCAUUUACGCCUGCACGCCAUCUUAAUCUUAAGUCUCUCGUAUUCGCCGCGUAUCUUCACGUCUCUGGCCAUCC